This is a messenger RNA of Alternaria viburni, 1566 nucleotides long. RefSeq lists its product as uncharacterized. Lineage: Eukaryota; Fungi; Ascomycota; Dothideomycetes; Pleosporales; Pleosporaceae. The transcript has a single exon. Bases 1 to 1566 code for a protein of 521 amino acids. The record is from RefSeq and is a predicted model, not a curated record.
AUGGCUCCUCGCAAGGACGCUACCGGCGAUAGCGUUUCCAAGAAGAAUAAGGGCUUGAAGAACCACAAGAAGGCGCAGAAAGAGAAGGCGCUGGCGAAGCGCACCGCCGCCGCCGAGAAGAUUACCGCGAAUAAGGCUUCGUACGCACCGGUCGCUACCAUCGUUAUCAACAAGCCUGCACCUGUAGAAAGGGAGGUUAUUGGAAAUGCAGUACCGGCGCCCAUGGUAAAGGCUUCUGCGCAGGUUGCUGUUGAGUCGUCCGAUCUUCAUCGAGACGAGUCGGCCACUGACGCGACGGUCUUCACCAACAUCGGGGCUCUUACUGGAUCGCACACUACCAGCGGUACCAAGACCGCUCCGCCGCAACCGCACCUCUGCACACAUUUGCCCGUGGUUGUACUCGAAGACGUCCUUACUGGCUCCAAGAACAACGCUCCAACUAAGGUAGCCAGCAACCCUACCAAACUCGAGCAAGAGCUCAAAAGUAUAUCUUAUCCCAAGACCGCUCCCUCUCCUCCAACAUCCAACAUCACACAAACCAAGACUGCCCCUUCUUCUCCAAAACCCAAAACCACACAAACCAGCAUGCUCAACCCCACCGCCCCAGCAUUCCUCUUCGGAAAGAUCGUAGUCGCCCAAACCCCACCCACCGUCCAAAUCACACUCACAAUUACAAAGGAAGACCUCGCCCCAGGACCGCCUACCGAAAACGCAAAAGCGUAUGAAAAGGCGUAUGGCGUUGUCGCCCAGCGCAAGGCUCUUGAAGCCGCGCUGUACGAGAAUAUGGAGACGCCGCGCCAGAGGCUGAUUCGCUGCAAGUACAGGGUUUCUGUUGACGCCGAAUUCCAUCGGGAGGAGCCGGUGUAUGACUUUGAGUGGACGUUGGCCUUAAUCGGCAAGCCAGUUCGCAAGUGUUUCGACGACAAUGGCUUCCACAUCACACCGAUUAAGACUGGGCUGACUGAAGCCGAUUUGACGGGUCCAUCAGCCCUCGACGAGUUGUUCGCCAAAGUCAAGGCUGAAGGCAUCUCCAAGAUCAACGCUGCUAUCUCCACGGGCCACGAAUCCCCCACCCCCGGUGCCGUAUCAACAAAGAAGCCAAUUCCGUCUCGCACCCUGUCGUCCAUCGAGGCUGAAAUGCGUCUCGCCGCCCCAAAACGCCCUCCCCACGCCCCCUCGUUCGCAGACCCCGGUAUCAUCAAAUACACCAUCAACGGCCAGGAUUUCGACAACGUCGGCAACCCUCUCACGGAAACCGUGAGCCAAAAGGUACUCGGUUGGCUUGAAGACCAGCCAACUGAUCCACCGGAACUCUCACCGGGUUCUUCGCGGCAGCAGAGCCGGGAGGCUUCGCCACUUGAGCCGGGGAAGGAGGUCGUGGCUUUGACGUUUUUUUCAAAGUCUGAGUCUUCAGGGGGGCAGGUUUGGCCGGCGCAGGAGAGCUUGCCUUGGGGGGAUGGGCAAGAUGGGUAUACGCAUGGUUCGGGUGUCCCGGUGUACCCGUAUGUUGCUUCUGUUGUUCGGGUUGAGGAUGUGCUUCCUGGUUCGGGUGGAGAACCAGAGUAG